This is a messenger RNA of Penicillium oxalicum, 1017 nucleotides long. RefSeq names its product Porphobilinogen deaminase. The record is from RefSeq and is a predicted model, not a curated record. Gene Ontology annotation, cellular component: cytoplasm. The transcript is spliced from 2 exons. Bases 1 to 1017 code for a protein of 338 amino acids. Gene Ontology annotation, biological process: heme biosynthetic process. Gene Ontology annotation, molecular function: hydroxymethylbilane synthase activity. Lineage: Eukaryota; Fungi; Ascomycota; Eurotiomycetes; Eurotiales; Aspergillaceae.
AUGGCUUCCCCCGCCCCCGCUGUCAAGACCUCUUUCACCAUCGGUACUCGCAAAUCCAAGCUCGCUCUGGAGCAAACACAGCUGGUAUCGGAAGCGCUGCAGAAAACCAACCCAGGAUGCGAGUUCAAGAUUUUCUCCAAGGAGACCGCCGGCGAUCUGAACACGAAGAUUGCGCUGCGGGACUUUACAAGCAAGAAUUUGUGGACCGAAGAGCUUGAAGAGCUCAUGAUGGACGGCCAGGUGGACUUGAUUGUUCAUUCUCUCAAAGAUGUCCCCACGGUCUUGCCCGACAGCUGCACGCUUGGCCCGAUGAUGCCCCGCGAAGACAGCCGGGAUGUGCUCGUCGUGAAGCAAGGACUGCCUUACAAAAGCUUGGCGGAGAUUCCCGCCGGGUCUAUCGUGGGCACGUCGUCCAUCCGCCGCACGGCCCAACUCGCCCGCAAAUACCCCCAUCUCAAGAUUCUCGAUGUGCGUGGAAACAUCGGCACUCGUCUGGCCAAGUUGGACGCGGAGGACAGCCCAUACACGUGCAUCAUUCUUGCCGCAGCCGGGCUGCUGCGGCUGGAUCUUGGAGACCGCAUCACACAGUACCUCGACUCGAGCUGUGGGAUGCUCUACGCGGUCGGACAAGGUGCUCUGGGUAUUGAGAUUCAAAAGGACAAUGUCGUUCUGCAAGAAAUGCUGAACAAGAUUGGUCACCAGGAAACGACCUUUGCGUGUCUGGCCGAGCGGAAUCUCCUUAGGACUCUCGAAGGUGGCUGCAGCGCCCCGCUGGGAGUGGAAACCGAGUGGGUGCAAACCGCGGAGGGGGCGAAGAAGCUCCGUAUGCGCUCCGUGGUGGUGAGCGUCGAUGGACAGCAAUGCGCCGAGGUAGAAAUCGACGGUGAUGUUGAUUCAGCACAAAGCGCCGAAGCGUUUGGUGUUACCGUGGCUCGAGCUUUGAUUGAGCAUGGUGCUGGAUCCAUCUUGGAGGAAAUUCAGCGUCAGAAGGCGGCGAAGGAGAGUGUCCCCAAAUGA